AUGGAUGGAGAAUCGCCCAGCCAGGAGACAUCUGAGUCUACUGAGACGACCAGUCAGACUGACACCAACAACAACAGCAACCAGAGAGAAGAGCCAGGAGUGGAGGAGAGUAAAGACCCAGGGAGAGAGCCUCCUGCAGGGGAGACAGUGGAAGGUCAGGGGGCGAUGGAAGUGAGGGAGAAGAAGGAAGAGGAGGAUUCAGUAGCAGAGCAGGGAGGAGAAGAGGAGGCCAGUGCUGGAGAUGCAGACAAGCCCCAGACUCCUCCUCCACGUGUUGAAGGUGACGCUAAAGAGGCGGAAGACAAAGCCACCAUUGAUGUGGAUGUGAAAGAUCCAGAAGUGAUGACUGCAGUAAAAGAUGUGGAGGGAGAGCGGAAGGAAGACAAGAAGGAUGGGCAGGUGGAAGAGGUCAAGGGUUGCUCGACUGCAGGAGAUGGAGAGGAUAUGACAGACAAAAAAGAAGAGAAAAAUAAGAAGAAAACAGAGGAAAAAGCAACAGAAGCAGAAAAAGAUGAAAAGGUUGAAAAAACGGCAAAAGCCACAGAGAAGAAAAAGCAAGUCGAGGAGGUGGAUGUAAAAACAAAAGACAAAGAAAAGAUUAAGGAGGUUGAAAAGCAAACAAAGCCCAAAAGAAAGAGUGGUCCUCCCUCUUCUCUCUCCCGACCAAGACCCUCUGCACGCUCUAUUAGAGCAGCCGCUAAAAAUGACAUCAUCGCCAAGUUCCAACAAGGUGCACCAGAGACACCAGCACCCCGCAACUUCAAAAUCCAGAAGUCAUCUUCAGCCGCGGCUACAGGAGCUACAAUCAAACAGAAGAUGCUUCAGUGGUGUCGCAGCAAGACGCGCAAGUAUGAGGGUGUCAACAUAGAAAACUUCUCAUCGUGCUGGUGUGACGGGAUGGCCUUCUGUGCUCUGAUUCAUCGAUUCUUUCCUGAUGCCUUUGACUACAGCUCGCUGAAUCCAAAGGAGAGGAAGAAAAACUUCACUCUGGCCUUCCAAACUGCAGAGUCCCUGGCCGACUGCUGCCCUCUGCUGGAAGUAGAGGACAUGCUCAUGAUGGGUAACAACCCGGAUCCAAUGUGUGUGUUCACAUAUGUCCAGUCUCUCUGCCACAACCUCUCCAAAAUAGAGAAAGAGCGGAAGGACAAAGAAAACGAGAAGAAAGAAAAGGCUGGUAAGGAGGGAGAAGAGAAAGAGAACGGACAAGAUGAAGCUGGAGAGACGUCUGUGGAGAAGGACGAGGGACAGUCUGCUGAGAGCGAGACGAUGGGAAGCCAAGAGGAGAAACAGGGAGAUGUGACAGAGCCAGGAGGUGAGGAAGAGGGAGAAAAAGCACCAAACAGCUGUGAGAUUGAGGGAGAGGGAGGCGUGUUAGUGAACGCAGAGUCCUAG
This is a messenger RNA of Centropristis striata (black sea bass), 1392 nucleotides long. RefSeq names its product smoothelin-like 1 (gene smtnl1). The transcript has 5 exons. Lineage: Eukaryota; Metazoa; Chordata; Actinopteri; Perciformes; Serranidae. Gene Ontology annotation, molecular function: protein binding. The coding region runs from base 1 to 1392 and encodes 463 amino acids. Gene Ontology annotation, cellular component: filamentous actin; microtubule organizing center. Gene Ontology annotation, biological process: actin cytoskeleton organization. The record is from RefSeq and is a predicted model, not a curated record.